GCGUUCCUUGAGAUGCUAACACGAGCAUAUAUAUAUUCUUCAUCACUUUUACUUACAUAUCAUAUACGCUAACUAUGUCUAUGUGUGUGUAAUAUAUAUAUGCUCUCAGAACUAACAAGUAAGAAGAAUAAGAAGAAUGUCGGAGAGUUUCAAAGUGUGCUUCUGUUGUAGCAGAAGCUUCAAGGAGAAAACGAGGGAACCACCAGUGAGCAUCAAGAGACUCUUCGAAGCUUACUCAAGAAACGGCAAGAUGUCUUUCGAUGAGCUUCUUAGAUUUGUGAGUGAAGUUCAAGGAGAGCGGCACGCAGGGUUGGACUACGUGCAGGAUAUCUUCCACAGCGUUAAACACCACAACAUUUUUCAUCACCAUGGACUUGUUCAUCUCAACGCCUUCUAUCGGUACCUCUUCAGCGAUACCAACUCUCCUCUUCCCAUGUCUGGCCAGGUGCAUCAUGACAUGAAGGCGCCGUUAUCGCAUUACUUUGUCUACACGGGACACAACUCUUACUUGACUGGGAACCAAGUGAACAGCAGAAGCAGCGUAGAACCGAUCGUGCAGGCUCUCAGAAAAGGCGUAAAGGUGAUCGAGCUCGACUUAUGGCCUAAUCCUUCAGGGAACGCUGCUGAAGUUCGUCAUGGCAGGACACUUACAUCGCAUGAAGAUCUGCAGAAAUGUCUGAACGCCAUCAAGGAUAACGCGUUUUACGUGUCUGACUAUCCAGUCAUGAUCACUCUCGAAGAUCAUUUGCCACCCAAUCUUCAAGCGCAAGUUGCUAGGAUGUUAACUAAAACAUUCAGAGGGAUGCUGUUUCGUUGUGGCUCAGAGAGUUGGAAGCAUUUUCCAUCACCAGAAGAACUUAAGAAGAAGAUUCUCAUCUCUACGAAGCCUCCAAAGGAGUAUCUUGAGAGCAAAACUGUACAGACAACAAGAACUCCAAUGGUUAAAGAGACUUCGUGGAGCAGAGUAGCGAGUAGUACUAAUAUGGCACGGGGAGGAGAAAACAAGAUUCUUGAAGAAAAAGGAGAAUUGGAGAGUGAAGCUGUAGGAGGAUAUAGAGACUUGAUCGCAAUCCACGCUGCAAACUGCAAAGAUCCUUUGAAGGAUUGCUUGAGUGAUGAUCCAGAGAAGCCUCGAAGGGUUAGCAUGGACGAGCAGUGGCUAGAGACAAUGGUUAGGACCAGAGGAACGGAUCUUGUCAGGUUUACACAGAGGAAUCUGGUGAGGAUAUAUCCAAAGGGUACAAGAGUGGACUCGUCAAACUACGAUCCCCAUGUUGGUUGGACACACGGUGCUCAAAUGGUUGCUUUUAACAUGCAAGGACAUGGGAAGCAACUAUGGAUAAUGCAAGGAAUGUUCAGGGCGAAUGGUGGAUGUGGGUACGUUAAAAAGCCUCGCAUCUUGCUAGACGAGCACACACUCUUCGACCCUUGCAAAAGGCUUCCCAUCAAGACCACUCUCAAGGUGAAGGUUUACACAGGGGAAGGAUGGGAUUUGGAUUUCCAUCAGACACACUUUGAUCAAUACUCUCCUCCAGAUUUCUUCGUAAAGAUUGGAAUAGCAGGAGUUCCGAGAGACACGGUCUCAUACAGAACGGAAACAGCUGUCGAUCAGUGGUUUCCUAUAUGGAGCAACGACGAGUUCCUGUUUCAGCUGUGUGUUCCAGAACUGGCGCUUCUGUGGUUCAAGGUCCAAGACUACGACAAUGACACCCAGAAUGAUUUCGCAGGACAGACAUGUCUUCCUCUGCCGGAACUGAAGUCCGGAGUCAGAGCCGUCCGGCUUCACGAUCGAGCAGGCAAGGCUUACAAAAACACGAGGCUUCUCGUCAGCUUCGCCUUGGAUCCUCCUUAUACGUUUCGUUGAAACUCGUUUUCUUUCCAAAUAAGCCACAGUGUUUGUAUCUCUGUUUGCAAGUUUCUAAAUUUAGAAUGUAAAAUUAUUUACUCCCUAGCUAGAACAGGAUAAAGUGUGACAAUAUAUAAAUAACUGCUUAAAAGAUACUAUAAAAGAUUCGAUAUUUGAUUA
Molecule: messenger RNA, 2026 nt
Organism: Arabidopsis lyrata subsp. lyrata
Lineage: Eukaryota; Viridiplantae; Streptophyta; Magnoliopsida; Brassicales; Brassicaceae
Product: phosphoinositide phospholipase C 3
Exons: 8
Coding region: 137-1864 (575 amino acids)
Biological process (GO): lipid metabolic process; phosphatidylinositol-mediated signaling
Molecular function (GO): phosphatidylinositol-4,5-bisphosphate phospholipase C activity
Source: RefSeq, a predicted model, not a curated record